AUGUUGUUUAACAUUUUGAAAUCUAGAAGUCCAGCAGUUUUAAUUCGUAAAUUAUCUCAAUCUUCAUUUUCAAAUAAUAGUAAAGAUAGUCAAAAAGUUAUGGGAUGCAUUGCAAUUUAUGGAUUUACAGCUUUAGGAAUUGCUCAACUUGCUGAAAAGAACGAUAAGGGUUAUAUUUUUAAACAAUUGGGUGGUCAUUAA
This is a messenger RNA of Insectozyma verbasci, 201 nucleotides long. NCBI's taxonomy places the organism in Eukaryota, Fungi, Ascomycota, Pichiomycetes, Serinales, Debaryomycetaceae. The record is from the annotation of a GenBank genome assembly.